This is a messenger RNA of Leptosia nina, 2100 nucleotides long. Lineage: Eukaryota; Metazoa; Arthropoda; Insecta; Lepidoptera; Pieridae. The record is from the annotation of a GenBank genome assembly.
AUGGAUGAACAAGACCAUCAACCUGUUGAGUUAUCGGAAGGUAUAACUAUAAGCAAAAUUCUUAACUCACCAACUGUGUUUAAAAUUGAUGUGGACCACAAAAAGGCAAAGGAUAUAAACCUUGAUGAUGAUUUUGAUGAUGUCUUUAAUAGUGAUAGCUCUAGUGAAACUGAUGACAUAAUAUCAGUUUUAGAAGAGUCUACUUCUAAGAUGAUGCUAUCAUGCCCUGAAUACCACAACUUUGCUGAUCUCGCCACUAAGAUGGUCGAUUGUGUGUCUUCGGGAGAUGUGAAGAUACUAAUACUUGAGGAAGGGGAUGGCCCAUUAGUACCAAUUGAUGCUGAGGUGAGCGUACACUAUGCAGCUUAUUGGGAAAAGGCUAAAAUUCCUUUUGAUUCAACACUCACUAUGAACAAUGGGGCCCCAAGUUGCAUAAAAUUGGGUAAAGGUCGACUGAUACCAGGCCUUGAGAUUGGUUUAACAUCAGUGCGUAGCCCUAAAGCGCGCUUCUUACUGUUGAUACAACCGAAAUUAGCAUGGGGCCCCCGCGGAGUCCCGCCAAGGAUAAGACCAGACCCGGCCAUGUUUGUCAUAAAUUUGUACUCUGUGAAUGAUACUCAAGCUCCUAUUAGAUUUAAUGACCUCCCAUCAGAAGAACAAAGGAAAUACGAAGUUACUAUCCGAACCGUAACAUCUCUCCACGCGCAAGCGAAAGACUUUUUCUCAAAAAGAAAGUAUAACAGGUGCAUAAAAAACUACCAGCAAUCUAUCUCUGUGCUCAAUUUAUCUGUGGUCAAGAAUGGCGAGGAAGAAAGCGAAGUACGCAGAUUUAAAAUUAAUACGUUUGUCAAUCUCGCUGUCUGUUACUACAAAACAAAUAGGCCUAAAUACGUAAUAAAGAUGUGCAAGAGUCUAGACUUCUUAACUGAUAUAGAAAAGCAUUGCAAAGCCCUUUUUUAUUAUGGAAGAGCGUACGAACUGUUAGGUAAUAUGGAAUCAGCACUGAUAUACUAUAAAAAGGCGCUAAAGCUAGAACCACAAAAUCGUGAUGUCGGGAAAGCGUUGUCGAACCUAGAUACGUAUAAUAAAGUAUCUGUCGCGAACGAGAAGACCAUCUGUCAGAACAUGUUUGAGUCUGUGCCAGAGAGAAAAGUUGUGCAUGACGUCGAUUUGGAGUUUCAGCAUACGAUACGAGAUAUGUGUGAGAAUUUGGCAGGUAAGGAAGAGUAUUCAAAAUUUGAAUUGCCCAACGGAUUUAAGAAAAAGGAAAUAGAUUAUAUCAAAGAUCUGUGUUCUGAAUUCCAAGAUUUAGUAGUGCAAGAAGAUGGUAAAUUGAUUUUCACGGGAUUUAUCACGCUUCUUCUCGACAACAUCAUACGUGUUUUAGGUGUAAAUAUGUUGCGGUUUUUAAUUUUAUCGGCGUUCCUACAAUGUACUAUAUCACAGCAAUAUCAACAAAAAGUGGCUCCUGGUGUCCCACCACAGAAUUAUCAGAACUAUCAACCACCACCACCCCCACCUGCUCCAGUACAUCAACAACAAUAUCAACAACAGCCUCCACCACAGCAACAGUUCCAACAGCCACCCCAACAACAGUUCCAGCAGCAAGUUCCCGUGCAACAGGUCAAUGUGCAACCACCACAUGGACAUGGGCAUGAUCCCCAAGUACUGAAUGCAGCAAACAUAGCCCAGGAAAGAGAUCACAUCCAAGAGCAUAUGGAUGUACCCAUAGAUACGUCUAAGAUGUCCGAUCAGGAGUUGCAGUUCCAUUACUUCAAAAUGCACGACGCUGACAACAAUAAUAAGCUUGAUGGAUGCGAACUCAUCAAGUCGCUGAUACAUUGGCACGAUGUGGACGGGAAAAAAGUGGAGACAUCAACGGUGUACAAAGACGACGAGUUGACUAAAAUUGUGGAGGACGCCAUGGCUUCAGCUGAUAAGAACAACGACGAGGAAGAUGAAACGGCUAAAGACUCUCCGACUAGGUAUAAAGAUGCCGACCUAUCGAACAUAGUGGAAGGUGCGCUCGCGCAGGCCGACAAGAACAACGACGGUUAUAUCGACUAUUCGGAGUAUAGAAGUGUAACUGGUGCUUCGUAG